Messenger RNA from Oryza brachyantha (malo sina), 1259 nucleotides. RefSeq lists its product as uncharacterized. Bases 317 to 838 code for a protein of 173 amino acids. The transcript has a single exon. The record is from RefSeq and is a predicted model, not a curated record. NCBI's taxonomy places the organism in Eukaryota, Viridiplantae, Streptophyta, Magnoliopsida, Poales, Poaceae.
AGCUGGUGUUGCCUGUUUAAGGGAGAUGAGCAAUGAGUUGGCUUGAAAGAAUCAACGAAAUCGAUCCGUCAAGCCACUCGAGCUUCUCAAGCAACCUAAGCUAAUUAACACCUCGCCCUCUCUCACUCCUCCAAGCAAAGCCAUGAUGCAGUUAGGCAUAGGCUAGCUAGCCAUGGCUAAGCUAAGCUAAGCUAAGCUCUCUCUUCUUCUUCUCCUCCUCCUCGAUCCAUGCCCUCGCCAUCCAUCGGUUUCUUACACCGGUCUGUCUCCGGCCGGCGGCUGCCCUGCUGCCGUACGCCAUCUGGUUGCCGCCGGGAUGUCGUCGUCGUCGUCGUCGUGCGCCGCGGCGGAGGCGACCGGCCUGGUGGCCAUGGACUGCCCGGUGGUCUGCUGCUGCUGCCCGUGCCUGGUGCUGCAGAUCACCGUGUUCCUCUUCGUCAGGCUGCCCAAGAGGGUGGUGGUCAAGUCCAAGAGGAUCAUCCUGCGGAGGUGGCACCGGAGAAGAUCUGCUGCCGCGGCGGCGGCCAAGGGAGGCUGCAGCGCGGUCGACUCGGCUGCAGGCGCGAUGAGGUUGGAGGAGCUGCUCGACGACGACGAUUUUGAAGGUGCAUUCGGCAGGAUGGGCGAGGGCUGGAGAGAGAGGUGCUUCGCCGUCGCCGUCGUCGACGACGACGACGACGGCGUGUGGGAGGCGCUGAUCGAUCAAGAGGGACUCUUCUGGUUCGGGAGCUUCUGGGGCCGGCCGGAACAGGUGGACGAUCCGGUGUUUGGAGUUGGAGAUGAACAAAUGCACCCAGCCUUGAGGUUUCCUCUGGUUCUCGAGAGAGCGUGUGACUAGCUAGCUACUUAAUUUAGCUAGCAAAAUUAAGCUUAAUUAGGGGCAAACGCAAGUGAGUUCCUCAAGAUAAGACGAAGUGUACACACGAGGUUUCUGCUUUCUAGCUAGCCGACGAUUGCACACUAAAAGUUCCGUUAAUCAGUUGAUGUGUGCUCUCAGGGUAAACUACCCAUAUCACGAUAUUAGCCGCAGCGACACAACAUUGUACGUGCCCAGUCUAUUUUCGCCGGAACGGCGGAAGGACGCCGGCCGAUCGAUUUUAUCAGAUCGGCAAGGAGGGAAUCUGUCAGCAACAUCCAUCGCAUGCAUUAUACUAGCAGUUAUUAUUCGUUAAUCCCAGGGUAAUUUCCUAUCAUACAUAGCUCGAAGAUAAGCCGGCUAAUUUCCUAUCAUACAUGUUUAGCCGGCGUUGCAUUAUUAU